CCCACAGCCCCUUGCAAUGAGAUUGAUGCGAACUGCCUCUGACAUCACACUGGGCUGCCACAACCCAAGGACUACUUGGCAAUAUCAGGAACUUUAGAUACAUCUAGGGAAGAAGCUCACCUUUAGAACUCUUGUGGGAAAGUCUGAAAAUUAAAUAGGGCCUUCAGUGGCCUUGGGUUAUUCACUACAAAGGGGUUUCACAGAUUCCCAGGAUUUCUAUUUUAAUUUUAAUUUUCUUUGAUGUCUUCUUUUAAAAAACUGGACAAUUGAAAUUUAGACAGUUAGUUCACAAAGAAGUUGGCUGGAUGUUGCAAGCUUGCAAAAUGGAAGGAUUCCCCCUCAUUCCCCCUCCCUCUGAAGAGCUGAUAUCCUAUGACUCAGACCCCUAUAGACAGUCCCAUGACAGUUACCAGUAUCUCAACAGUGAUGCAGAUAGUCAUGGUGCAGGUGAAUUGCUUUUAUCUCCAGCAGACCACUAUUGGGAAUAUCACCACCAUCCCUUGCACUCUGAUUUUGAGACCUUUGGGGACAACCACUUUGCAGAACUCCAAAGUGUACAGCCACCACAGCUGCAGCAGCUCUACCGGCACAUGGAGAUUGAACAGAUGCAUGUUCUAGACUCUGGCAUCCCCGUUACACACCUUGGGCUUGGCCACAACCACCAGGUUACUUUUGUACCUCGCAUGUGUGUGUACCCCCCUCAUCCACGCAGUUCAGAUGAAGAAGACCUAGAAAGACAGAGCCCCCCACUGGAAGUAUCAGAUGGGGAGACUGAUACUGGGGAAACUGUUCCUGGAAUUAUGAAUGGAGAAGCAGGCAGUAAGAAAAAAAUCCGACUGUAUCAGUUUCUUCUCGACCUACUUCGGAGUGGAGAUAUGAAGGACAGCAUCUGGUGGGUAGAUAAGGAAAAGGGGACUUUCCAGUUCUCCUCCAAACAUAAAGAAGCCCUGGCUCACCGCUGGGGCGUUCAGAAAGGUAACCGCAAGAAAAUGACCUACCAGAAAAUGGCACGAGCAUUGAGAAAUUACGGCAAGACUGGAGAGGUCAAGAAAGUCAAGAAGAAGUUGACCUAUCAGUUUAGUGGUGAAGUGAUGGGCAAGGGCGGCAUGGAGAGAAAGCACUAUGCUCUUUGAAUGGAAGUCCUGAAUUUUGAAAAGUCAAAAAAUAAGGAUACAUGAGCUGGACUUAUGGCACUGAUGAAUGGCCGAACAAUACAUGUAACCCUAUGCCUGCCAUACCUGCCAUUUUGAGAUAUUCCAAAAUCGAAUGCCUUUGGUACGAAUUUCUUUCUUCCAACAAGCUGGCCAUAGCUGCGGGUUUUAAAAAGGAAAGAAAUGUAUAGCUAUGUCAUUUUGAGAAAGUAUGCUCUAAUUAAAAUAUGAGCUUGGAUGAAAGAUGUUUUUUGUCCUUUGCUUACAGCUUUUGAAGCAGCAUUAAUGGCUCUGCUAUAUUUCUCUAUAGCUAAAGAGAAAUUUGCAGGUUCUGAAAAUAUGCCUAAUGAUAUUAAUAACGUGUAAAUAUUUUUUUAAAGUGAGAUAUAUUCUGAAUGCUUAUUCUCUGCUUUUCUGGAUACGAUUAUUUUGUUUUAUUCCUCAUCUUAUUUUUUCAAAUUAAUGGAUCAAAUUGUGAUUAAGGGCCCUUCCAGACAGUCCCAAAAUGCGGGAUCUGUCUCGGUUGUUACCGGAGGCAUCCAAACAAUGCCUCCUGUAAAAAUGAAUUAAUUCAUUUAAAUUAAGUACCUCAUUAGAUCUGGGCCUCAAAUACCUCGUUAGAUCUAGGCCUUUCUUAAAGGUGAGUCUCCCAGGUGUGAGCCUCCACAGUCAUCUUGCUUCUUCGGGCUUUGAAAAGCCCAGAGGAGCAGGAUGGUGCCUCCCUUCCCCCCAGCUCCCCAUUUUGCACUAAAUCUUACUUUUAAAGUCCUUGGCCACCUUUAAUCCUCCUCUUGUAUCCUCCUAGCUCGAAAAAAAAUGGUGUGCAAGCAGAAAGGGGGUGAGGAGGGAUUUUUCUCCUCAAUCCUCCCAUCUUCUCAGGCAUCAUUUUCUCGCAUCAGGAGAAUGUGAGAAAAGGAUUGACGGUGGCCAGGGACCUUGCUAGUAAGCUUUCACAAGUAGAUUGGGGGCUUCAGGGUAGCUUCAUGCUAUCCAGAUUUCAAUUGGGAUGGCAUGUAGCCACCCCAAAUUCCCCCCCACCCCCCACCCCCCCGGGAAAGCUUGCGGUUUGGGUGUGUGAGUGGGAACUAGAACCUGUGCUGAAGCGGGUUAUUUAAACCUGCUUCAGCAUGGGUUUUCUGCCUAUGUAGAAGCACCCUAAAUGAGAAUAUCAAUCUGACUGACCACCUGUGAAGCACAGUUAUAAAGGGAACCUGCAAUUGCAUUUUGUCAUGACAAUGGCAACUUCUUUUAUUUUUAAAUACAUAUUCCAUUCACAGAAUCAUGAGUUGGAAGAGACCGCAUGGCCAUCUAGUCCAACCCGUCUUUUUCCACAUCCAUAAUCCCCACUUUAAAGGCCUACAGUAUUUGUUUAUUUAUAUAUCUGUUUUAAGUAUUUGCAGAAUUUGGAAGGACUUCUAAAGGCAAUUCCAAACUAAAAGAUUGUAAACUAACCUAAAUCCCUUCUACAUCACCAUAUAAUCCAGAUUAUCAAAGCAGAUAAUCCACAUUGAAUUGGAUUCUGUGAGUCUACACUGCCAGAUAAUCCAGUUUAAAGCAGAUAAUCUGGAUUUUAUAUGGCAAUGUAGAAAGGGCCUAAGAAGGGUCAGUUUCUCUCACUAUUUGGAAGGCAGACUAUCUGGGAGUACCAAGUACUGUUCAGAGAAAGUCAGUGGUAAACUACCAAUGAUUUUAAAUUCAUGGAUUUUCACGUCAACAGACAACUUGAAGGCACCUAUCGUAUUUCACCAAUUUUAAGCUUUAGGGGCUCCAAAAAGAGGGCAGUACUUUACAAUUGAUGGUGCCUUAGAUUUGAGGGUUUCAGGUGUUUUCUUUAAUUAGCUUACCUCUGAGGCUGGAUCUACACUGCCGUAUAUCUCAGGAUCUGAUACCAGAUUAUCUGCUUUGAACUGGAUUAUAUGAGUCUACACUGCCAGAUAAUCUGGUAUAAUCAGAUAACCCCGGGAUAUAGAGCAGUGUGGAAGGGGCCUGAGAGAGGAAGAGAAGAAGGAAGGGUCCUAGCUCUCGAUGGCUGCAGUUUGGGAUUUUUAAAAAUUGGUUCACUUCCAAGAAAGGAGAAGGGGGAGAGGCUGGCUGAGCUAAGCGCCAUUUCCUGCUCCCCCAAUGGCCCAUCAAACUGGUAAAAAAAUGCAUGCAGAUAAGAUGACUUCCAGGUUGAAACAAAAACAAGCAUUAUGCUUGCAGGAGAAAUUCAUAAUCACUAAGCAUUAGUCCAGUGAUUCCCAACCUUUUUUCUUUUUUCUUUAUUUUUUGACAAAUAAUUCUUAUGAUUCAAAAAGUGAACUGCUUUUGUAGAGAAAGCCUAAAAUGCCAUUAUUUGAUCAAAACAAGGUUCCAAAGAAUAUGGCCUCCAUGACAGAGCAUAAUAAAAGACCAAAUUUAUUUGAGUAAUCUGUAUCGAAUUCACAAUAUUUAUUUAUAGUCUUUAAAUGUUUUACUUUAUUAAUUAAUUUUAUCCAAUUGUCUAUUUCUCUCUAACUUAAUUCCUCUGUCCAGACUUCUAUCAGGUUAUAUUUUGGUCUGUAUUUUUUUCUGUGAUUAUUUUGUAUAUGAAUCCCAUAUUUCCUUUCUCCUUCUCUACUUUCCAUUUUAUUAUUUUGCCAGGAUCUGUUUCUUUACUUUUCCAUUCUUUUAGCUUUUUAGACAACCCUCCCUAUAGUAUCCAGUUUUCACGCUUGCACUUGUGAAUAUUAACUGGUGAAUAUUAAACUACAUUUUAAUUGUG
Molecule: messenger RNA, 3894 nt
Organism: Anolis sagrei ordinatus
Lineage: Eukaryota; Metazoa; Chordata; Lepidosauria; Squamata; Anolidae
Gene: SPI1
Product: Spi-1 proto-oncogene
Biological process (GO): cell differentiation; regulation of transcription by RNA polymerase II
Cellular component (GO): nucleus
Molecular function (GO): DNA-binding transcription factor activity, RNA polymerase II-specific; sequence-specific DNA binding
Source: RefSeq, a predicted model, not a curated record